Messenger RNA from Rotaria sp. Silwood2, 2283 nucleotides. NCBI's taxonomy places the organism in Eukaryota, Metazoa, Rotifera, Eurotatoria, Philodinida, Philodinidae. The record is from the annotation of a GenBank genome assembly.
AUGUAUCUACAUCGAUGUUCAAUGUCAAGUAUAAGUGAAGAAUCAGAAACAGGUGAUGAUGAUCUUAAUGAUGAUGAAUAUGUUAUUUGCAAUGAUAAUAAUAUUAACAAUAAUAAUGAACAAGAAAAUCAUUCUUCGACAAGUUUGUCUGUUGAAAAUUGUCUUGGUGAUUUAAAUACUUUUAAAGAAGAAAUUCGAGAAGCAUACCAAGAACUAUCUACAUUAGAACGACAAGCUCGAAAUAAAGCGUCAACAUCACCGACAAUUAUAAUUACUAAACAAGAAGAUGAUCUUGACAUGUUACUUGAACAACUUCAUACACUUGAAGAGCGAUUAGAUCAAACAAAAAUGUUUCCACAUGAAUCUAUUCAUCGUAAUAAAAAACCACUUUCACCAACUAUUGUUGCACAAUUUGAUGAACUUGAUCAAGCAUUAGCUACACUAACUAGUACAUUGAAUAAUGUUGAAAUUGAAUUAGGAGAUUCAGGAAAUAGUUCAUCAUCGUCAGCGGUUAGUGAUUCAACAACGAUUCAUCAUCAUCAACAACAACAAGAUGAAAACGAUAAUAAACAUCAUGAAAUUGAAGGUGAUGAACACUUUUCUGAUAGUGGAUUAUCACAAUCGACUGAUUCAAUAAGUUUACCAUUUAAACAAAUUUCACAAUUAAGAACAAAUAGUCAAUUAUCAAAUGCUUCUAGUGUUAUUUCAUGUGAUACAUUAAGAAAUUUUUCUGGUGAAAAUAAAAUUCGUUUAGCAUUAGCAAAAAUGCAUGAAGCAAAUAUUAAAAAAAUGUUUAUUAAAAUUUAUAAUGAAGAUAAAUCAACAAAAAAUAUUCUUAUUGAUGAAACAAUGUCAAUAUUUGAUAUAAUUAUAUUACUUUUUCAUAAGUAUCAUGUAAAUCCAACAUAUAAUUAUUCAAUUGUUGAAGAUUUACCUGAUUUACAUAUUUACCGUAUAUUUGAAGAUCAUCAAAAUUUAAUUGAUGAUGCUGUUAUUUAUUGGUCGCGUGACACAAAUAAUCGAAUAUGUUUUCAACAACAUGAAAUUAAAUAUUCAAUGUUUAAUGAAGCGAAAAAAUUUUUUUCAAUGCAAGAAAAACUAUCUGAUGAUAUACUAACUAAUUAUAUAUCAUCGAAUACAAUAUAUCUACCUGAUAAUAUAACAGGUAUUCUUCAUAUUAAAGAUAAAAAUCGAAAAAUUUGGAAAAAAUAUUCAUGUAUUCUACGUCAAUCAGGUAUAUAUCGAAUGCCGAAAUCAUUAUCAUCAAAACGUAAUCUUAUUUGUUUGUUAAAAUUUGAUUCAAAUAUGCAAUUAUAUCAUGCAAAAAAUUGGAUUGAAUCAUUACGUUCACCAACACAAUAUGGUUUCGCACUUAAAUAUGCUCAUAUACAAAAAAAAUCUAAUAAAUAUAUACAUUAUAUAUGUGCAAAUACAAAUGAUGAAUGUCAACGAUGGAUAAAUGGUAUACGAAUAAUACAACAUGGAAUACAAUUAUAUAAAAAUUAUCAACGAAUGAAACAAAUUAUUGAUAAUGGAUCAGAAAAUCUUUUAAAAGUUUUACCAAAUCAACAUUAUUUUAAUUUUAUACAAUCAAAUACAUCAUCAAUAAUGACAGAGUCAAUGUCAAUAAUUUCAUUACCAAUCAAUCAAAAAAAUUCAGAUAUAAAAAAAUCAUUUAAUAAUCAUGAAAAUAAACCAAUGGAAAAAAUUUUUAAUUCAUUAGAUCGUCUUAAAACAUCAAAAAAAAAUUUUAUACGUUCAUCAUCAUUUCAUGAUAGUUUACGUCGUUCAAAUAAAACUGAACAAAAACUUUUACGUACAUAUUCAAUAUCACCACCGAAUUCAUCACCAAUAAAAGUCAAUGAUGUAAGUCUUAAACGUUCAAAAUCAUCAAAAGAACUUACAUCAAAGUCUGCACAAAUGCAACGUUCAAGAACUCCGAAUAAAAAAGAUCAUCAUGAAACAACUAAAAGUUCAUCAGCAACAUCACUUAUUCCUUUUAUUCAUCAAUGUAUACAACCCGAAAGAACAUCAAGUCCUUCUAGACCACCUUUACCACCAAAACGACCACCACCACCUGUUCCUAAAAAACUCUCAUCAAAUCAUACAACACCAACACCAACAGUUACUGUUGAUAAUCAUAUAUAUGAUUCUUUUCAAGAUAAUCAAUCAUCAAUGACAAAUACAUGUCAGCGAACAUUUUCAUAUACAAAAAAUCAUGAUAAUGAAAAUUCAACAGUAUCUAAAUCACAUUUACCCCUUAUGAGAGUAACAGAGCUAUAA